This is a messenger RNA of Dovyalis caffra, 873 nucleotides long. The record is from the annotation of a GenBank genome assembly. NCBI's taxonomy places the organism in Eukaryota, Viridiplantae, Streptophyta, Magnoliopsida, Malpighiales, Salicaceae.
AUGACCCGGUUCCAUUGCAAUUUGUCAAACUACAUUGUCUCUGUUGAAAGGAUCGAGCAAUUCAUGCAUACAACACCAGAACCUCCAGCAAUUGUAGAAGACAUGAGGCCUCCUUCCUCAUGGCCAACUGAUGGAAGAAUAGAGUUGCAGGAUCUGAAGAUAAGAUAUCGUCCGAAUGCUCCAUUGGUUCUCAAAGGAAUCACUUGCACGUUUGUGGAAGAGACCAGUGUAGGAGUUGUUGGAAGAACUGGAAGUGGGAAGACUACAUUAUUAAGUGCUUUGUUUAGAUUGUUAGAGCCCGAAAGUGGGAGAAUUCUCGUAGAUGGACUUGACAUAAGCACUAUUGGACUGAAGGACUUGAGAACCAAGCUAAGUAUUAUUCCUCAAGAACCAACUCUUUUCAAAGGCAGUGUUAGGUCUAACUUGGAUCCUCUAGGAAUUUACUCUGAUAAUGAAAUAUGGGAGGCCUUGGAGAAAUGCCAGCUUAAAGCUACAAUCGGCAACCUUCCUAGGCUUUUGGAUUCAUCAGUUGCUGAUGAGGGAGAGAAUUGGAGCGUUGGGCAGCGACAGCUUUUCUGUCUUGGGAGAGUUCUACUUAGAAGGAAUAGAAUUCUGGUACUAGAUGAAGCAACUGCUUCCAUUGAUACCGCAACAGAUGCGAUUUUGCAAAGAAUUAUAAGGCAAGAGUUCUCAGGAUGCACUGUUGUAACAACAGCUCACAGAGUCCCUACAGUUGUAGACAGUGACAAGGUCAUGGUUCUCUCUGACGGGGAAAUGGUGGAGUAUGAUGUGCCCUCAAAGCUUAUGCUGACAGACUCCUACUUUUCCAAGCUCGUGGCUGAAUACUGGUCCAGCUGCAAGAGAAACUCCUAG